Canis lupus familiaris (dog) is the source of this 2025-nucleotide messenger RNA. It is a transcript of the gene NOSTRIN, whose product is annotated as nitric oxide synthase trafficking. Gene Ontology annotation, molecular function: protein binding. The transcript has 17 exons. Lineage: Eukaryota; Metazoa; Chordata; Mammalia; Carnivora; Canidae. Gene Ontology annotation, biological process: signal transduction. The coding region runs from base 581 to 1942 and encodes 453 amino acids. Gene Ontology annotation, cellular component: plasma membrane; cytoplasm. The record is from RefSeq and is a predicted model, not a curated record.
UCACUCUCAGCAUCUCAGUCCAGCUCUCUUGACCCAGAGCAGUUCUUUGCUUUUUCAGGAAACAAACGGGAUGAAAGUCCAGGGCUGGGACUUCCUCCUCAGGGUGUUUGACAAGGACUGACGUUCUCUAGGCCCUUUGCAUACGGGAAACCCAGGACACACCCAACCUUGAUUGUAGUUUCUUGAGUGCUGAAUGCUGGAACGUAAGUAAAAGGACAGAAGGACAAACGUUCCAAUAUGAGGGACCCACUGGCAGAUUGCUCGGGCAAACUUGGAGAUUAGCUAUGCCAAAGGACUUCAGAAACUGGCAGUCAAGUUCAGCAAAGUAUUACAGAGCACACAAAAAAAACCAGGUCUUGAGGAUUGGAGAGUUUAAGAAGAUGGCCCCAAUUACACAGAUAAUAAGCGGUAGAACUGGACUAAUCUGGUGCCCUUAUGACUCCUGAGCCUAUGUCACCGCAAACUGGCAGUGCCAUUGCAAAGACCUCUUUUGAUGGUGAAAGAGAGAGGGAAAGAAAGAAGAAGCCUUCUGGAUCUCACAUUCUUACUCCUCCUUAGGCAUCGUCUGUAACAGCAAAUAAUGGCUUUGAAAUUGUUUGACUUUGAGCUUGAUUUUUACUGUCUCGUCAGUGCCUGGGCCUGGGUCUCAGAGGGCAUGAAGUCAGCGGCGGACCUACAUCAAAAACUUGGCAAAGCAAUUGAGUUGGAAGCAAUAAAACCAACUCAUCAAGUCCUGAGUGUACAUGAAAAGAAGAGAAAAUCACUUGAUAAUGAAGUUGAAAACGCAGCGAAUCUUGUCAUUGGCAAUUGGAAUCAACAAAUCAAGGCCAAAAAAAAAUUAAUGGUUAGUACCAAGAAGCAUGAGGCACUCUCCCAUCUUGUAGAAAGCUCCAAGCAAACUGUGACUAAGAAGGAGAAGCAGAAGCUCCUCAGCAAACUGAAAAAAUCGACAGAGAAAUUGGCAAAAGAAGAUGAAAGCUACUACCAAAAAAACCUAGCUGGCUGUGCUGCCAGACUGAAGUGGGAAAAUACCCUGGAAAACUGCUACCAGAGUAUCCUGGAGCUGGAGAAGGAAAGAAUUAAACUUUUGUACAAUAACUUAAACCAGUACACUCAACAUAUUUCUGUUUUUGGCCAAACCCUGACCACGUGCCACACGCAGAUUCACUGUGCCAUCAGCAAGAUAGAUGUUGAAAAAGAUAUCCAGGCUCUCAUGGAAGAAACUGCAGUUUCGUCCACAGAAAAUAAAUCUGAGUUCCUAUUAACAGAUUACUUUGAAGAAGAUCGCAACAAUGCAAUGAAUAAAGAGCGACAAGAGUCUUCACUGAAAUCAAAACUGUUGAGACUGCAAAAAGAUAUCGAAAAAGCCUUAAGAGACCGGGAAGGCCUGGAACGGAUGCUGAAAUCCUACUCCAAGGACUCCACCUUCCCAGAUGCAGAGAGCCAAAAAAUCACAGCAGCCUUGAUGGAUGAGACCAAUCUGAAACUAGAUCUUUUGCAAGCAAACUCCUACAAACUGGCAUCGGUGUUAGCAGAACUUGAGCAAAGACCUCAGCCCAGCCAUCCCUGUAGUAACUCCAUCUUCAGGUGGAAAGAAAAGCAACAGACACAUAGUUAUGUAAAAAUAUCCCGGCCUUUUCUGAUGAAGAGAUUAGAGAACGUUGUGAGCAAAAUAUCUUCUGGGGGGCAGAGACUCCCAAGUUCUUCAUCAACAGCCUCCGGUGUGGUCCAGAUUGGCAGUGGUCUUUGCAAGGCUUUAUAUUCUUUUCAAGCCAGACAAGAUGAUGAAUUAAACUUGGAGAAAGGCGACAUUGUGACUAUAUACAGGAAGCAAGAAGAAGGAUGGUGGUUUGGAUCUGUGAACGGAAAAAGGGGCCAUUUUCCUGCUGCUUACGUGGAGGAGCUCCCUUGGGAUGCCGGGAGCCCGGCCACCCAGGCCUGAGACAAGAGUCCGACCAUACCGCCCCCCUCAGUAACCCGUACAGUGCACUGAAAAUAAAGAUAAAUGCUGUCACCUUUACAGUA